UCUUCUCACAGAUUACGAUCUUUGGUAAAACAGCUGGAGAGAGGAGAAGCUUCUGUUGUUGAUUUAAAAAAGAACUUGGAAUAUGCAGCUACUGUGCUGGAAUCCGUAUACAUUGAUGAAACUAGGCGCCUGUUGGACACAGAAGAUGAGCUCAGUGAUAUCCAGUCUGAUUCUGUGCCUUCAGAGGUACGGGAUUGGCUGGCUUCUACCUUCACCCGACAGAUGGGGAUGAUGCUCAGAAGAACUGAGGAAAAGCCACGGUUCAGAAGCAUUGUCCAUGCAGUUCAGGCCGGAAUAUUUGUGGAGAGAAUGUACAGGCGUACAUCCAAUAUGGUUGGACUUAGCUACCCCCCAGCUGUAAUUGCAGUGCUAAAGAAUGUAGACAAGUGGUCAUUUGAUGUAUUUGCAUUAAAUGAUGCCAGUGGGGAUCAUGCACUGAAAUUUAUUUUCUAUGAACUGCUCACACGCUAUGAUUUGAUCAGCCGUUUCAAGAUUCCAAUUUCUGCUCUUGUCUCCUUUGUGGAAGCUCUGGAAGUUGGCUAUAGCAAGUAUAAAAAUCCGUACCACAAUCUAAUGCAUGCAGCAGACGUCACACAGACUGUUCAUUACCUCCUUUUUAAGACAGGUGUUGCGCACUGGCUGACAGAAUUGGAGAUCUUUGCUAUGAUUUUUGCAGCUGCUAUUCAUGACUAUGAGCACACUGGAACUACUAACAACUUCCAUAUUCAAACACGGUCAGAUACAGCCAUUCUGUACAAUGAUCGGUCUGUGCUAGAAAAUCAUCACCUGAGUGCAGCAUUUCGUCUUUUGCAAGAUGAUGAGGAGAUGAACAUUUUGUCUAACCUCUCCAAAGAUGAUUGGAGAGAAUUCAGGACUCUAGUGGUUGAGAUGGUGCUGGCUACAGAUAUGUCCUGUCAUUUCCAGCAAAUCAAAGCCAUGAAGAAUGCAUUGCAGCAGCCAGAAGGAAUUGACAAACCAAAAGCCUUAUCUCUGAUGUUGCAUACAGCUGACAUCAGUCAUCCUGCCAAGGCAUGGAACCUCCAUCAUCGCUGGACCAUGUCACUGUUAGAAGAGUUUUUCAGACAGGGCGACAAAGAAGCAGAACUAGGCCUUCCUUUUUCCCCUUUGUGUGAUCGUAAAUCCACUAUGGUCCCUCAAUCUCAAAUAGGAUUUAUUGAUUUUAUUGUGGAGCCCACUUUCACUGUGCUGACUGAUAUGACAGAGAAGAUUGUAACACCUCUCAUUGAGGAAGCCUCCAACUCUGGUAUGACAGGGUUUAGGCGAUCCAGUCUGAAUAGCCUUAGCCCCUCAGAAGUCAAAAGAUCAAGUGUCAAGAGCACUGGGUCAGAAGGAAGUGCCUCACUCAACUGUUCCAUCCUCACUGUGGACUUCAAAUGUUUUAAAGCCACCUGGACAGAAGUGGUGCAACAAAACCGAGAGAAGUGGAAAGCCCAAGCAACCAAAGAAGAAAAAACAAAGAAAGAAGCAGAGGAGAAUUCUCAACAGGGUACAGAUGACAAGAAAACAGAAGAAAAUGAAGGGAAAAAGACAGCUGAGGAUAAUAUUACCACGAAGUCAGAGAAGACUAAACAAGGGAAUAAAGAAGGGAACUCAGGAGACAGUAAGAGCACUGAAGCCAAUAAAAGCAACAUAAACGGGACUUGCCCAACUGGCAGUAGCAAACAUGGAGCUUCUCAAGGAAAAAAUGUAACGGAGGUGGAAAAGGGGGCAGAGUCAAAACCAAUAGGAGGAGAGUCAAAACAGCAUGUACAGAAUGGUGAAUUAAAGGAUGAUAGUAAGAAGUCAGAGAAGAAGGAUCAGGGAAAUGAGUUGAAAGAGGGUUCAAAACAAGUAAUGAAACCAGGAUCUCUUCCUGAUUCCACAGAUCGGCUGACUUUGCCAGUCAUCAAACCUCCAAUACAUCUGUCCAAGAAGUCUAAUUUUGCCUCUGCAAGUACUACCUUCCCACCUUUUCACAAGAAAACUGAGGACUACUUGGUGAAAUAUAAACUGCUUGACCAGAGGGGCAGAAUGAAGAAGAUUCAGCAUAUCUCCCAGCACUGGAAUAGGAAAUAGGCCAGGUCUCCACUUAUUCAUGGAGGACACUUUGAAAGCUAUACAAAUUGUUCAACCAACAAGCAAGUAUGCAACUGAACAAAUAUAAUGGAAACAUUCUCCUUAGACGCAUUCUCCGUGAUUCAUCAAAGAUGCUCCAGAUGCAGCAGCAGAAAAUGCUUUCCACUGUCUAUACUUUUUUUUUUCUUCCUAGCAUUUUUCCCGCAUGUGCAGGGUCUGCUCUUUUUUUUCCGGAUUAACCAAAUGUGGAUCCGUUGGUUGCGACAGGGAUUGACCAACCAGCUUGUCACCUGAGCCUGACGCUGGGGACUGAGAGAGAGUGACUGGCCCAAAGUCGCC
Molecule: messenger RNA, 2415 nt
Organism: Python bivittatus (Burmese python)
Lineage: Eukaryota; Metazoa; Chordata; Lepidosauria; Squamata; Pythonidae
Source: RefSeq, a predicted model, not a curated record